AUGCCUUUAUUUAAAAAACACAAGGGUUCUCAACUAUUGGAAGAAGAGGAAGACUUGGUAGAGGAAUUGGAUGAUGUGAUUCUGUCCUCAUCCUCAUCAUCGGGUUUAGAGAAAACUCAUCCGAAAGAAAAUGAUGAAGAACAAUCAUCUCCCGUCAUGAAUACAAGUAGUAGUGCUGCAGGUGGAACUACAACGAGUAUCACAUCAAAACUCAAACAUACCAAUGACGAUGAAUAUGAUGAACCACAUUCAGAGCUUGAAAAAACUCCUGCUUUUAAAGACGAUCGUUCUAAAUUGAGAGUCCGAUUUGAAAAUAUUAACAAGGAAGAAGAAGCACAAGAUUUAGAGACACCACCUCAACAACGAAAGCAAAUCCUUGUUUCAAAACAUCAUGAUGCUUCUCCAGCAGUGGCAACAUCAUCGAAUGAUCAUUUAUUGCCUCCACAUUUAUCAUCUCCGAGAGGGUCAGAUGAUGAAGAUGAUGACGAUGAUAUGAAGAGAAAAAGUGACAUUAAGAUUUCUCUCAACAAUGAACACGACGAUAUGCAAAAUGUAGGACUGGAUGACGACGUGGAAAUUGAAAUUACAGGAACAACCAAAAUACCCUCUUCGAAACAAAGUGAAAAGAAAUCAUCUCCCCAUCUACCAAUAUUUCGAAGAAACGAAUAUGAAGAAUCGCUCCUAUACUCCGAUAGCCAUAUCGACGAUCCAUAUGCCGACUACUUGAAACCUCAAGCGAUGGAAGAGGAAACGAGCAACUCUAAAAAUGUAUUACUGAAGAUUGUCUCUCAAUUUCCAAGAAUCAAUAUCUCACAGUUGAUGUGGCUUGUGAAAAUGUCUUUUCAUGAAUUUUGGCUUGCCACUGCUGGUACACUCUUUCUAUUGAUUAGUACUGGGCUCGGGCUUGCUUUACCGAUUUAUGCAGGAAAGAUCAUUGACCAAAUUCCAUCGCAAGCACAAGGCAAGACAUUCUUGAAUGAAAUGGCACUCGUUCUGUUUGGAAUUGUGGCAGCUAUUGGAGCAACUACUGCAAUUCGAAACUUUUGCUUUACGUUUGCUGGAGAACGUGCUGUGGCUCGUCUCAGAAAAAAUUUAUUCACUUCAAUAAUCGUACAAGAGCUUGGAUUUUUUGAUGUGACAAAAACUGGAGAAUUAAUUAAUAGAUUAAGUUCGGAUACUAAAACUUUGGAAAAUGCCAUCACUGUCAACUUUUCCAUGUUCCUACGUUAUUCCAUUCAAAUGAUUGGAGGAGUCAUAUUCUUAUUCAUCAUUUCGUGGAAAUUAACACUAGUCAUGCUUGCAGUCAUUCCUGCCCUUGUAGUUGUGGCUCUAAUUUAUUCUAAAUACAAUAAGAAUGUUUCAAAACAAAUGCAAGAUGCAUUGGCCAAUUCGACUGAUGUUGCAGAGGAGACACUUUCCAAUUUACGAACUGUCCGCAGUUUCACCAUGGAAGAAAAACAUGCAAAUUUGUAUGGAACAGCCAUUGAUCUCACAUUAACCAUUGCAAGAAAAUUAUCCAUUAUCAAUGGUGUAUUCACUGGCGGUAUGACAUUUUGUGGUAAUGCUGCCAUUAUACUUGUCUUGUGGUAUGGAGGUUCACUCGUAUUGGACGAAGAACUUUCUAUUGGAUCUCUCCUUGCAUUUAUUGUUUACACAAUUUUAGUGGCAGCUAGCUUUGGUGUUUUGAGCGGAUUAUUGAUCGAUCUUGUCAAGGCAUUAGGAGCUACGGUGCGCAUUCACGAAUUAUUACAACGAAUUCCUGAAAUUGAGAGAAGAAAUCCAUCUCAAAAGGAGAAUGACACUCGAGAAUUACCAACACUCAACGGUCACCUUGUUUUCCAUGAUGUUGGCUUUGCAUAUCCAUCACGAAAAGAAAUUCAAGUUCUCAAUCAUUUAAAUCUCGAAUUGUCUCCUUCGACUGUAAUGGCACUUGUUGGAAAAUCAGGUCACGGCAAGACAACGAUUGCAUCAUUGUUGCAACGUUUCUACGAUCCCACAGAAGGACAAAUUACACUCGAUGGUGUUCCUCUCACGCAAAUUGAUCCAAUGUGGUUGCGUCGAAAUAUUGGUGUCGUGAGUCAAGAGCCUACUCUCUUUCCCACUCAAAGUAUUCGUGACAAUAUUUGUUAUGGAUGGAAGGAUGCAGAGAAUGCAGUACCCACAGAAAAACAACUAAUGGAUGUUGCAAAGAAGGCCAAUGUGAAUGAAUUUGUUUCGGCACUGGAAGAUGGAUAUGAUACUCUUGUAGGUGCCACGACCUUAACGAGCAGUCAAAAACAACGAAUUGCCAUUGCGAGAGCCAUGUUAAAGGAUCCAAAAAUUCUCAUUGUGGAUGAACAUUCGUCGUCACUUGACGCAAAUACUGACCAUGAAUUACAAGAAGCUCUGAAUCGUCUCAUGGAAGGUCGAACGGUGUUGAUUAUUGCUCAUCGAUUAUCGACGGUCAAGAAUGCUGAUGUGGUUUGUGUGAUUGAGAAUGGAAGUGUCGUGGAAGAGGGCUCACACGAACAAUUAAUUGUACAUGAAAAUGGCAAGUAUAAGGCUCUUGUAGAACGACAAUUAAUAGGCUUUGAGGAGGUGUAA
Naegleria lovaniensis is the source of this 2583-nucleotide messenger RNA. RefSeq lists its product as uncharacterized. Gene Ontology annotation, molecular function: ATP binding; ABC-type oligopeptide transporter activity; ATP hydrolysis activity. Gene Ontology annotation, biological process: transmembrane transport. The record is from RefSeq and is a predicted model, not a curated record. NCBI's taxonomy places the organism in Eukaryota, Heterolobosea, Eutetramitea, Acrasida, Naegleriidae. Gene Ontology annotation, cellular component: membrane. The coding region runs from base 1 to 2583 and encodes 860 amino acids. The transcript is spliced from 2 exons.